This is a messenger RNA of Mesocestoides corti, 472 nucleotides long. The record is from the annotation of a GenBank genome assembly. NCBI's taxonomy places the organism in Eukaryota, Metazoa, Platyhelminthes, Cestoda, Cyclophyllidea, Mesocestoididae.
GACGAUAUUUCACGAGUGCAGGCCCGAAUUUCUGCACGACCUCGUGCUUAAAAUGCGACCAUACAUAUUCACUCCUGGUGACCUAAUCUGCCGACAAGGCGAGGUUGCAAGAGAAAUGUUCAUCAUAGCAGACGGUGUGCUGGAAGUUAUUGGGCGAACAGCAGAUGUUCGAGCAGUAGGGUACGCUGAAUUGUUUGUGCUCUCGCGAGAAGACGUGCUUGGUGCACUUGCUGAUCACCCCGACGCCCAUAUCACGUUUAUUCAGAGACCAACAGAUCUUACUCCUGAAGAUUUAGAAGCCACGGAGGGCAUUGGACGAGAUAGUGUGCUGACUCAACCUGGGGUAUUGGCCGAAAAUCGAUUAUCGAGUUUGUCGGCACAAAGAGACCCAAGGGCGAGCACAGUCUCAAGCACUCCUACGGUCGAAGCUUUUCCUCAGGCCUUCGUUUACAUGUGGGUCUUUGUGACCUGA